This is a messenger RNA of Thalassophryne amazonica, 1538 nucleotides long. Its product is annotated as keratin, type I cytoskeletal 18-like. Lineage: Eukaryota; Metazoa; Chordata; Actinopteri; Batrachoidiformes; Batrachoididae. The transcript is spliced from 9 exons. The record is from RefSeq and is a predicted model, not a curated record. The coding region runs from base 130 to 1422 and encodes 430 amino acids. Gene Ontology annotation, molecular function: structural molecule activity.
UCUGCUGCAGCAGCAGUGGUCACUUUACACCAUCAGGGUGAACGUCUGGACAAGCACAACAAAAGAAGACUUCCUGGAGAAAUUUAACCUGCAUAAUCCCAUAAGAACAAAUCAUCUGCAGUAGACGCCAUGACCUCCACCGCCUCUAUGCGCAGCUUUUCAGUACGCCAGCCUUCCUUCUCCAGUAUGUCUGUGAGGGACACCGGACGCAGCCUCCGAUCCAAGGCUGCCAUCUCCUCUCUGUCUUCUGCCAACACCUUGUGCAUGCCCCGCUCUGUCUCGUUGGGUAACGGGCUGAACAUGCUGGGCAUCUCCCUCUCGUUCAAUGGUCUCGGCGUCAGUGCCAGCGAGAAGGAGACCAUGCAGUGCCUGAAUGAUCGUCUGGCUAACUACCUGGAGAAGGUGCGUUCUCUGGAGCGGUCCAAUUCGGAGCUGGAGGUUAACAUCAAGCAGCUUAUGAUGGAAAGAUCCCCAAAGGGUCACGACAUCGAGGCAAUGAUGGCUCAGGCGCACGCCAUCGGCCAAGAGGUGCGAAAGAAAACACUGGAGAAUGCCCGAAUCAUGCUGGAGAUUGAUAACGCCAAACUGGCAGCUGAUGAUUUCAGGGUCAAAUGGGAGGCAGAAGCCGCCUUGUGCCAGUCGGUGGAAAGAGACUGCCAGGCUCUGAAGAGGGCGAAGUCAGACCACGACCAGAUCAUCGCCACUCUCCGAGGGGAUCUGGACAGCCUGAAGGAGGAACUCUAUUUCCUGAAGAAGAAUCACGAUGAGGAGAUGAUCUCCCUGAAGGCGCGUAUGGCUAACGGCCAGGUGAACGUGGAGGUCGAUGCAGCCCAGGGUCCUGAAUUGGGAGCCAUGUUGGCUGAACUGAGGGUCCAGUAUGAGGGCAUCGCCCGCAAAAACAAGGAGGAGGCUGAAGCCUGGUACCUGAAGAAGCUAGAUACAGUGCAGUCAGAGGUCAAAGAGAGUAAUGAGGCAUUGCGUUGCGCCCAAACCGAGCUCAGUGAGAGACGUCGUUUCCUGCAGGCUCUGGAGGUUGAGCUUGACAGUCUGCGUAAGCAGGUGUCAGUUUUGGAGAGUAACCUGGCAGAGACUGGCCACAAAUACUCUGUGGAGAUGGACCGUCUCCAGGUGACUCUGACCCAGCUGGAGGAUGAGUUGUCUCAGCUACGUUUGGACAUGCAACGCAACAAGACUGAUUACGAACAACUGCUGCGCGUCAAACAGAAUCUGGAAAUGGAGAUCGCCACCUAUAGGAGGCUGCUGGAAGGAGAGGAAGUGGUGAAGGAAACACCUCCACCUCCUAAAAAAGAACGUGAUGUUCGCACCAGGAAGAUUGUAAAAGUGGUGACCCAGACUAUGGUCAAUGGCAAAGUGGUGGACGAGUCCAGUGAAGUGGAGCAGAUAGAGGAGCACAAAAAAUGAGUCCAAGCAAUUAGUUCUGGAAACAGAUACCUACUGGUUGUGGAUCAGGCCUUGUCAAGACCUAUUUUAUUUUUUUCCUGCUGUUGUCUCUGUUUUAAUUAAUACUUUCAAUUUGU